CGGCGCAAAGGACUGUGUCAUCUCACCCCUCCUACUCUGUAUGCUUUGCGUAACAGUUUUUCUCGGAAUGUUUUUUGAUGGCUUGUUUCAUUUCAUCCGUUUCAGAUAAGAAACAAUUUCGGCCACAUUGUGACGAUGAAAACAUCCUAAAAAACCCGCUUCGGUUUCGAUCCGCGUUGUCUUCUACUUUUUAGAAGAGACUGUGAACAUGGCACUGGAAGAUCCGAAUGCAACUUGGUGGUACUGUGCAACUCGAGCUGUACACUGGAUUUUGGCCCGCAUGGGCCUUUUUCAAACUGUCCUGUUGUUUAUGUGGUUAUCCGAAAGAGCUCAGCUGAACCGAACCCCUCCGAUUGAACCCUGGAUCAUCUUUGUCCAUAUGAUUGGAUCCACCGGUUUGUCGGCACGCUUUCUUGCACGGGCUUCACUCUAUGCACUAACUGCAAUUCAACUGCACCUCGGUUACUUAUACGCAUUCCAAUCAUCAUUGGCCUAUCCUAGGUGGCUUCGAGCUCGGGUCGCUCUGAGAAGCCUAGCCUCGGCUGCCGUUUACUUACGCAUUCUUGGCAUAAAACAAUCAAACCCAUCUGUGUCGUCCGAGUUUGUCCACAAGCGCACCACUUCACAGUAUACUUUUGGUUUGAGUCUGCUAUCCGUGUUUACGGCUCUGACAGGUCUUCUGUGUCUUCCCACCAACCUAAUACACAUCGAUCGCGAAACCCAAUUGAUAGAGCAUUCCUCAACGUGGCCUCUUUUUGUAUGCCUUGAACCGUUUGUUAGUUUUUCUUUAUGCCUUGGCUUUUGUGUAGCCAGUGUACUCUAUGCGUUUCCGCUUUUGAUCACUAGAAGUGCGGUACCCAUUCAUGACCACCGUGCUGACCAACUUUUAUUUCGUCUGGCCGACUGGCUCACUCUGUCGUCACUGGCCGUUCAGUUGCUCUUCCGCGAUAGCAAUUUUUCCUACUGGACAAAAAAUGGUAGCGAAUUCUGGCUCCAUUCGCAUUUAUUGCUCAACACGUUUAUCAUAUUUGCCGGUGUACUCGUCACCAUGGACAUAUUCAAGGCUGGUGAGCAUUGUCCUUCCGAACCCCCAGUUCGUUUGAAGACAGACUAG
Molecule: messenger RNA, 1114 nt
Organism: Opisthorchis viverrini
Lineage: Eukaryota; Metazoa; Platyhelminthes; Trematoda; Opisthorchiida; Opisthorchiidae
Exons: 2
Coding region: 209-1114 (301 amino acids)
Biological process (GO): positive regulation of canonical NF-kappaB signal transduction
Source: RefSeq, a predicted model, not a curated record